Molecule: messenger RNA, 468 nt
Organism: Micromonas pusilla CCMP1545
Lineage: Eukaryota; Viridiplantae; Chlorophyta; Mamiellophyceae; Mamiellales; Mamiellaceae
Exons: 2
Biological process (GO): protein polyglutamylation; microtubule cytoskeleton organization
Cellular component (GO): cilium
Molecular function (GO): tubulin binding; tubulin-glutamic acid ligase activity
Source: RefSeq, a predicted model, not a curated record
CAGUUUGACCUGCGUCUGUACGUGCUCCUCCUCGGCGCGGACGACUUCCCCGCGUUUCUGUCCAAAGAGGGCCUCGCGCGGUUCUGCACGGUCAAGUACGCGCCGCCAUCGUCGAAAACGCUCGCGGAGGUGCGAGGCUAUCUCACGAACUACGCGCUGAAUAAGGGCGCCGACGAGUUCGUGCGAAGCGACGACGUGCACGCGUCCGAGGGGUCGAAGCGAAGCCUCGCGAGUCUGAUGACGGAGCUCGCGCGAAAAGGGCACGACGUCGACGCGCUGUGGACGCGGCUCGAACGCCUCGUCGAUCGCACGAUCGGCGCGAUGCGUCACGCGGUUCGAGACGCCGCGGUGGCGAACCGCGCGCAUCCGGAGAUGUGCUUUCAAGUCCUCGGGUUCGACGUCAUGCUGGAUGAAAAUCUGAAGCCGUAUCUGCUGGAGGUGAACUCGUCGCCGUCGCUCGCGAUCGAC